AUGCCCAAUGGAAAUAAUACCCCCAGCAUAGGAAAUAGCACUGGCAGAAUCAUCGAGGAUUUUCGAAAAAGCCUAACAGACGACUGGAGCACUGACAACGGCUGGCUGAUGAGGAUUUCGUGGGAAUUCACUGGUGGUGAGGCAACACCCCUUGAGCCACGCGGUCAUGGUAGUAGAACCCAACACUGCCACAACUAUUCUCGCGGCCAAUACCAGGUUGAUAAUACCGGUGGUGUCAAAUAUAGCGCUCGACGAGCAUUGAGGGAACGGAGGGGCAUCAAACCAAAUGCGACAACACCGAAAAUAUCCAUUAUUCCACGAACUGCAAAACUUGACACUUUGGCUCCAGAGGGCCUUGUCAGUUGUCAAAGUGCGUUGAUGGUGCCACGCUUUUGGAGCCAGACUCGCAAUUCGUCAGGCAACAGGGAAUAUGAACCAGAGCGGGAGGGGCAAAAAGGGAGCGGCAUUUUGAACGACAACGAACGAUGGAAAGAACCAAAAAGGCGGGAGCGGUCAGCACAUAUUCCCGACGGUGCUGAUCAUGAUUCAACUGUCGAGGCAAGUCUGGGUCUGCAAGGCUUGUUGCAUCUUGACCCCUGCGCAAAAUAA
Molecule: messenger RNA, 609 nt
Organism: Histoplasma capsulatum G186AR
Lineage: Eukaryota; Fungi; Ascomycota; Eurotiomycetes; Onygenales; Ajellomycetaceae
Exons: 6
Coding region: 1-609 (202 amino acids)
Source: RefSeq, a predicted model, not a curated record